Chiloscyllium plagiosum (whitespotted bambooshark) is the source of this 3804-nucleotide messenger RNA. The record is from RefSeq and is a predicted model, not a curated record. Lineage: Eukaryota; Metazoa; Chordata; Chondrichthyes; Orectolobiformes; Hemiscylliidae.
UUCAAAACAAAUCCAAAAGAGUAGCUGUUGUGGUCAAAGGUUUGCCAGAGAUUAUUUUCAAGCAGUAAACUCGGUAUCACAGAUUUACAGCGCUCUGGGGAGGGAGUGGCUCAGUGAAUGGUUCUACCAGAGAUACACACACAGAAAAGGGCCGAAAGGCCUCCAGCUGUACUGAAUUCAUCGACACGCAGGAGGAGAAAACACAGCAAAACCAAAUUUAGGAAGUUGAUGUUUGUAGCCAGGGUAGUUUUCUGUGCUGCACAGAUUUGGCAGGAAGUUCGUGAUGAACAAAACCAGGGGUGUUGGGGGAUUCUGAACACGGGUAUCUUGCUAUGCCAAAAUGCAGUGCCGGAAGAAUUUACUGAUCAGAUUAAAAUGGACUUUAAUAGAAUACAAGCCCUCCAGCAUCGUUGUCCCCCUCCCAGGAGUCAGGAACACGGGAUCUGCUGGAGUUCAGUGUUUCCGGGCCAGGAACUCGAAGCAGCUGAUCAGGCUGAUGACCAGGAGUCUUUGUCGCUUCGGGAGGCCUGGUUUCUUGCAGUGUCCUCAGUACAGGGUUCAGCACAGCAGGUCGCUGAGCACUGGCGCUACUCAAGUUGACUCUAUUGAGCAACAUCGGAAGAGACUGCGGGAUUGGUUCAGUCACAUGCCCAAUGAGGAGAUGAGGUUUGGUUCAUUCUCGAUGGAUAACUGGCAUAUUGAUCCUGUCAUUGCUGAAAGUUCCCCCAAAGAGAACAGGGAGCUCACAUCAAGAUUGGGCGUCUACAGUCACAUUGAACCUGAGAAAUCCCGGGUGCUCAAGGCUAAUCAGAUGUUUGCCUCCCUUUCUGAUACAUCUGCUCCAGCAAAGAAUGUGCUUCUGUAUGGCAUGGUGGGAAUGGGCAAGAGCACGGUGGUUAAUAAACUGGUCUUGGAUUGGUGUGACGGGCGACUUGAUCAGUUCGACAUAAUCCUGCCCUUCUCCUGUGAAGAUCUGUCCUCGCAGAAUCAAUCUACAUCCAUGAAUAAAUUAAUCGUUCGCAAGUACACCCAGCUGAGGUCCAUUUUGCCUCAGAUUUGGUCUGGGAAACUUGGGAAAGUGCUUUUGGUUUUCUCUGACCUGGAGCAGCUUAAACUUGACUUUCGUCUCUCGAAGACUGAGCUGUGCAAUGAUCCGAACGAGCCUCUGCCUCCCAGCAGCCUGCUGGUCAACCUGCUCCGAAAUUACCUGAUCCCAGAUGCCAACAUCCUCGUCACUACCCGGCCCUCGGCUGUGGACUCAGUCCCGAGCAGGUACGUGGACAGGUAUGUCCGUAUCUGCGGCUUCACUGAUGUGGAGCAGCAGCACCUGUACUUCAGGAUGCGACUGAACCUGUCUCCCUAUGAUGCAGCCAGCGAGAAUUUGAUGAAGAUGCUGUACAGGAAUCUCCAGAGACAAAGCCAGCUCACAGCUGACUGCUUCCUGCCGUCUUACUGUUGGAUCAUCUGUGCGAACUUGCACUUCCUCCAUUUCACCACUGCUGACAUGCCCAUACAGAACCUCACUGGCCUCUACAGCAGCUUCCUGACCCUAAAUUUCAGCGGUCAAAUUGUAGAUGCCAGCAGCCAGCAGAACAUCUCAAUCGUGCGGUAUAUCGCCAAGACAGUUGGCAAACUGGCCUACGAGGGGAUAGAAAAGAAGAAAAUGCUCUUCAGUGAAGAAGACUUGCAGAACUGCUUUGAACUACACACCAAGACAGAGGAAGAGUUGAAUCAGUUAACUGCCUUUCAGACAGAUGUGUUGGGGUUUUUCAUGUCUCCCACUGCCCAGCACCACUCUGAACCACUCCUUAGGUUCACUGUACCCGCAAUGCAGGAAUAUCUGGCUGCACUGUAUGUUGUUCUGGGAGAGAAAAAGACUGUCUUGGAGCGAGUGGGAAACGUGGUGUCUGAGACCAUUGGAAAAGCCAGUGAGGACGUGACAGCAAUAUUGGCCAUUGUAUCGAAAUUUGUGCCAUUCCGAAUCAUAACGCUACUGAGACUUGUGAACAUUUUCCCACGGAUCUUCAGAAAGAUUCACACCAAGAGCAAGAAGGGCAUUGCAAACACCAUGGUCUUUGAAAUGUUCAAAGAAGACGAUGAGUUGAACAACGAUGUUUUAGAGCAAAUAAAUGAGAGCAUUCUUGGUAAAGAGGUGGGGGUGAGCAGCCCACCAACUGGGGACAGAACAAGCACUCAAUGCUUUGAACUCUUCCCAAUGUUCAUGGCUGGGUUACUGGCCCAGAGUAACCGGCUUCUGUUGGAGAAACUCGGCUGCACAAUAAAGAAUGUAACUGUGCGCGAAAUAUCCAACAGUUUGAAGAAACAUCUCAGCAAAGUCACCAUAGAGAAGCUGCCUCCCUCUGAGCUCAUGGAUCUUCUGUUGUUCCUGUACGAGUUACAGAAUGAAGUGUUUGCAAGGGAGAUCUGCAAGGCUUUCCAAAGCUUGACUUUGUCCCAAGUUAAGAUGACCACGUUGAAAUGUUUUGUGAUUGCCUCGAUAAUGAACACCUCCGACCACCCAAUUGAUGUGAUGAACCUUAGUUUGUGCAACUUAAGUGAAGACUGUUUGAAAAUCCUGCGACCAGUUCUCCUCCGCUGCAAGAAUUUAAAUCUACAGUUUAAUAAUCUUGGACUUGGCGCCUGGCAGGAAGUAAGCCAUUUGUUACAGGACCCGAACUGUACAGUUCAGAACUUGUGGCUUUGUGAUAAUGUUUUGUCUGAGGCUGCAGUUAAUUGUAUCGGACCUGCCAUCGCUCGCAACAGUUCAGUGACUCAGUUAUCACUGCUUCACACGUCCCUGGGAGACCAGGGAGUGAAGGUGCUUACACCGUACAUCCAAGAGAACACACGGCUGAAAGACCUCAACCUCGCCAGUAAUGACAUCAGUGAGGAGGCUGCCGUCACCUUUGUGGAGAUGAUCAAGAAACAUCCAACGUUAGAAACACUUCACCUGUAUUUAAAUGAGAUCAGUGACAGCGGGAAGAAGGAGCUGCACAGGCUCAGUCGGGAGCAGGACGGGGUGAAAGUUCUGGCUUCGAUCACAGAUGGCUCCAACAUCUCGGCCUACUGGACACUGAUCCUGAAGAACGUCAUGCGAAACGCCACAAACAGGGACCAGGAGCGCAUGGCCAACUACCUGACACUGUUUCAGAAUGAGCUGAAGUUCAGUCGCCAGCAAAUCCGAAACCCUUGGAAAAAGCUCAGACUUCUGCGGGUGGAACGUCGAGUCGAGAAACUGCUGAGAAACGUCCAACAGGGCAAAUAGCAGCCAGCACCGCUACUGUUUCAGUGUUAGCACUGAUUGGUCCUUUGGUGGCAUCCCACUGGUGGCCUGUUGUGUGAGACUUGGGUGAGCUGAUCACAGGGAGAGAGCAAGGCUCUUGCCUUGUUAGGUUUAGACUUUGAUUCCUGUUAGGUUCUGGGGAAUGUCUUGUAAAACUCUGUAUGAUGUUGCAAUCACCCCUAGCUAGGUUGGGGAGGGAGAGAUCAGAGGCACAGAUCAGCUACUGCUCAGGGAUCCUGAAUGGACAGCUGUUUCCCUUGCCCAGCAGAGGGAAAACGAGGCAAACGCUCCCAAACUCUGGAGGUAGAUCUCUAAAUUGACUACCCGACAUGGAGUUUCAAUCCUGGGAUUGAGGGUUUCUCUAAAUGACUCGCCAGUGACCAGUUGGAUGUUGAAAAUCUCCCUGCACCCUCAGGAAUGUUCUGGAAAUUUCAGGAAAUAAAGAUUUAUCUUUGCUGCCAGCAAAACAAAACUCAGAGAACAUGAGCAAUAAAUUGUUUCUUUCCAUUUUUUAACAAAAA